AUCUUAUUUCAGCGGUGCUGACAGAGUUCUUUAAUUUAGUGGAAACGAAUAAUCAGUUCUAAUUAGAUUUUCGAAACAAACGAUGCAUGAGGACAGAGUUGUAUUUUUUUUUUAAUUUUCCAAAACCAUACAGUGACAUUAUCUAAUACAAUUGACCAUGAGAGUAUCUGUGUAUUUUUCCUUUUAGUUGAACUGAAGUGGGGGAGGUGCGGCAACUGUAAAAACUAACCGUUUUGUUGCAAACCAAACGAUUUCUUUUUCAUUUUUUUGUACAAAUACCAAACAUGUCACAAAUCGGACGACCAAUAAAAAAUCUGGAACCACCUAGGCCUUUAAAAACGUCAACAUCAAGAUCGAAUGUACCAUCGUUCGUCUAUGAGGUGCAAUCAAUUGAGGAACUGAUAACGUUGACUGAAAAUAUUGCGAGCAAUUUAUCAGCGGGUCAAUACAAUGCCGAUAACAUGAACAUAUUGCUAUCAAAUCUACGUGUACAUGGCCCACAAUUGGAAAUUAUUUCCAAGGAUACACUCGAUCGAGCAUUUAUUACGUUUCGAAAUGCUUCGCAGGAUGAACGACUUAAUAUAAUUUCACGAAUGCAUUUACUGGAGUUGAUUGAGUUGAGAGCAAAAUCGUGGCAAAUUUCAGAUGGUCUAAAUACGUAUUACAAACACAAGGCAACUGAUGUUCAUGUUCAGCCAGAAAUUCCUCAGGCAAUGAUGAUCGAUCUUACAUUGUUAGGCACCUCCCCCCCAUCAUCGACUCAAAAUUCCCAGAUGCUGAGUCCGGGCGAAUUAAUACGCGCUUCGGGUAAAUUCAAUAAACCGACGAAAAUACCUGGAAAAAACUACUCCAAAGAUGAAGUAGUAAUACGCAACGCAGACAGUGGCAAAGUAAUGGGAAUAAAGGGACGUAGAGUACAUAUGAUCGAAGAGUUGAGCGAGACGAUAAUUUCUUUCCAGAGAGUAAAUCCUGGAGCGAAAGAGCGUCUCGUGCAAAUUACCGGACCUGGCGAAGAUAACAUAAAUUGCGCGAAACAAUUAAUCGAAGAUACGAUUCGCCGUAAUGCAUCACCUGUGCGAUCUGACGCACCACAGGGCGGUUCAUGCAGUUCUCUUGCCUCAUCUGCAUCGGAUGAAGCUGUGCCGAGAGCAAAUCGAAAUAGCAUGUCCGUGUCAGGUGGUCAGUUAAUGAACAAUUUCAACGGUGUGCCAAAUCAAGCAACGACUUUCAUUGGCGGUAUUGGUGUCAGUAAGACACAACGAAACACGGGACGACAACUGUUGUCACACAGCCUUUCCACAAACGAUGCCUCGCUGGGCGAAUACAAAUACACUGUGGACAUUGGAAAUCACAGCAUUAAAAUAACUGGAGAUCGUUUUGAGCUUGUGCAGAUGGCAAAAUUGGUUUUGGAUGACUACUUCAGCAGUAACGAGUUUCUGCAAACUGCUGAGGCGAGUGCUGCCCUUGAUGGGUCGAUGAAUUCUACAGCAUCAACACCAACAAUGACUGCACCAGCGUCCAUACCGCUAUCGCAUCAACUAAAUUCCUCAUCACCAUUCGCAGACAGUGGUAUCGGUCUGAACAUGAUGUCUUCAUCGCGGUUGCUCAAUAAUAACAGCGUUGACAUUGACGACGAUGUUUUCAUUGUUGAAAAUGAUCCUCCAGCGAUAUCGAAUCAACCAGCAGUGCCACUGAACGGCUUGACAAGAUCGCGUCGAAGUCAUUUCUCCCGUAAGGACAGCACUCCCGAAGGCGGCAAAAUGAUGGAUGCCAAAGAAUUGUCAGCACGUGUCGUUCACGAAUAUGACCGUUUGAUGUACUACGCCAAGUCACCGCAUUCGUGGGCAUUGCCGAAAGACUGGGUGAAAAUUUGCGAAAAGUGGCCGUCCAUUGUGCGUAAUAAGAAUCUCGAUGAUGAAAAAGAUCGAUUUGAUGCUGACAAACACAUGUUGAUGCUCAAAUCCAAUCCCUAUGCGAAAUUUACUCCAGUUGUAGCAGACGAUAAUAAAUCUGAUUCACCGGAUCCUGAAUAAUAUAUAAUGCAGAGAAAGUUUAAAAAGAGAAAGAAAGAAAUCAAAACCAAAAAUGCCCAACAAUUUUAAAUAAUUUUUUGUUGUUCAUUCGAAAUGGGCAUUUGGUUUGGUUUUAUUUGAACGGGAAACGAACACAACAUAAUUCAUGAAAAUUAGUUGAUUUGCUAAUUGAUUUGUAAGUUAAGGAGUUUUUUUCUAAUUUCUUAUUUGAAUAAAAAGCAGGAACAAUUAUUUAGAGAAAUAAAAAAUAAUUUAAAAAAAAACUCAAAAAAACAUCACACAAAAGAUGUGUAGUAAAAAUAUUUUUAGUCUGAGGUUGCGGGCUGACAUUCGCUUGAUAAUAAUCUAUAUAUUGGUACAGUCAUACAGAUAAAUCGAAAAUAUUUUAUUUGAACUGUAAACAACUUUAGUCUAAUUAGUUAAAA
Bradysia coprophila is the source of this 2458-nucleotide messenger RNA. It is a transcript of the gene mxt, whose product is annotated as Eukaryotic translation initiation factor mextil. NCBI's taxonomy places the organism in Eukaryota, Metazoa, Arthropoda, Insecta, Diptera, Sciaridae. Gene Ontology annotation, cellular component: RNA cap binding complex; cytoplasm. Gene Ontology annotation, biological process: regulation of formation of translation initiation ternary complex; positive regulation of translation. The record is from RefSeq and is a predicted model, not a curated record. Gene Ontology annotation, molecular function: eukaryotic initiation factor 4E binding; RNA binding; translation initiation factor activity.